Molecule: messenger RNA, 1847 nt
Organism: Caenorhabditis elegans
Lineage: Eukaryota; Metazoa; Nematoda; Chromadorea; Rhabditida; Rhabditidae
Gene: sel-8
Product: Protein lag-3
Exons: 6
Coding region: 23-1495 (490 amino acids)
Cellular component (GO): nucleus
Source: RefSeq, marked reviewed
GCAUCAACUCUCAUAUGUGUCGAUGGAUGAUCUCUCGGAAUUCUUUGUGAUUGAGGAGAUGUUUAUUUCGGAGCCAAGUGUCGCCGGAAUGAAACCGUCGACAAGCAAGACGACACAUUCACCUCCACCUGAAGAACCGACAGCUCCAUUUGUGAAUGAUAACUUGCCAAAUCCCGAAGACGAGCCAACCAUCGGCGACCUCAACGCAUUCCACUCGGGCGAGGAGCUUCAUCGUCAACGAUCAGAGCUAGCACGUGCAAAUUACGAGAAAGCCCGACCCGAAAUGAUUGCAAAUCAACGAGCAGUCACUGCACACUUAUUUAAUAGAUAUACAGAAGAUGAAGAACGGAAGAGAGUUGAACAACAAAAGAAUAAAGAAGCAAUGAAUGCAUCGACAUCAGCUCCAACUUCAUCCAGGAAUGGUGGACAAAGUGUUGAGAAUAGAAAACGACGAAAUGAUGUAGUUGUAGCACCGCCGACAAGUGAAGAAGAAUGGAAAAGAGCACAGCAACAACAUUGGAUGGGUCAGCAGCAACCACAAAUGCAAUUUCAGAUGCAACAACAAUAUCAUUCCCAACAACAACAGUAUAUUAUGAUGCAACAACAACAUCAUCAUAUGACUGGAAUGCAACAAAUUCAUCAUCAAAUGCCAUCAACAUCAUCUGCUGAUUCUAUUCGUUCAGUCCCAACACCAGCUUCUUCAAUGCAUCAACCGAGUCCAGCAGAAAUGAGAAAUGGUUGUGGAAUGUCUAGAAAUGCGACAAUGGAUAUGACAUGCUCACCGAUGAGUGGAGGCCAGCCGAUUGUCGACGAGAAUAAUUUGGCUGUUCCAGAAGGCGAAUGGUUUGAUAAGUUGGCGCUUGCUGUGGCUGAGCAAUACAAUGUUGAUACAAUAUUGGGUCCGGAUACCUACGACACAUUUCUAGCCGAACUGGACUUUUCAUCCUCCGAAUCACCAACGAAGCAGUCUCCGAUGGAAAUGAAUGGCGAUCGGAUGCCGUCGACGGCUCCACCACCAGCUCAGAAUCCACAACACAUUGCUCAGCUUCAACAGCAGCAAAAUAAGAUGAGAUUGAUGCAGCAACAGCAACAGGAAAUGCAACGAAUUGAACAGCAAAGGAGGCAGCAGAUUAUGCAGCAACAACAACAGCAGCAGCAACAAGAACAUCAACGACAACAGAUGCUUCUACAGCAGCAGCAACAACAACAACAAAUGCAGCAACAUCAUCAAAUGAAUGGAGGUGGACAAUUUGCGACGCAGGCACAUCAGCAGGCUGCUUAUAUGCAGCAAAUGCAGAGAAUGGAGCAGAUUCGACACCAACAACAACAAGCCCAACAACAUCAACAGGCUCAACAGCAACAUCAGCAGCAAGCUCAACAUCAUCAAAUGGGUUACGGUAUUCCGAAUGGAUAUCCACAGCAAAUGCAUAUGCAUCCACCGGCCUACGGAGCCCAUCACAUGCCACAACCCACUGCAUUCGCUAAUAUCAAUUGAUUUUAGAAAAUUGCGAAACCAAAAGAUAUCUGUGCAAUUAUUCAUUUUUUUGUGAAUGAUUUUUUCCCAUUUUUUCCAUUUUUCCCCCCGAUCAAAUUCCUUGCCUUUAAGAGUGGAGUAGCGGUGAUUUUGCUUCUUCUAAAAAUCUGAAAUCGUCUUAAAUUUAGAAAUUCCACAAAAGAAAAAUGAAAAAAUACGCGAUUUUUCAAUUUUGGCUGAAUUCAAACUGCAACCAAUCAGCGAUUCGCUCCGCCCACUUUUGAACCAAUAAGAUAAAUUGGUCUCAUUUUGGAGGGAAGUUUAAAAAAAUUGAGAAAUCACGAUUUUUUCGCUUUCUUUGGUGGUUUUUUGU